Molecule: messenger RNA, 1128 nt
Organism: Closterium sp. Yama58-4
Lineage: Eukaryota; Viridiplantae; Streptophyta; Zygnematophyceae; Desmidiales; Closteriaceae
Source: the annotation of a GenBank genome assembly
AUGAUCAUCGAGGAGCUGCCGAGUGGACCGCAAGCGGCGGCGGAGCUUGCGGCGAAAGGCGACGCGCAGUUUGUUGACGAGGACUACGACGCGGCCGUGGAUCUCUACACGCAGGCGAUCAACGCGAAUGGCGCGACGGAGAAUCUUCUGUGCAAACGCGCAGCCGCGCACAUUAAGCUCGAGAAUUUCACAGAUGCGGUGGCAGAUGCAAAUGCGGCGAUCAAGCUCAACCCGUCUCACGCGCUGGCGUACCUGCGGAAAGGCGUCGCCUGUCACCACUUAGAGGAGUAUGAAACAGCACUGGCAGCGUUCAAGGCGGGAGCCAAGCUGGAGCCUAAUAACGCCAAGUUCAAAAACGGCAUUCGCAAGGCAGAGGCGGAGCUGCAGAGCCAAGACGAAGAUAUGGCAGUUGAUGCUCCUGCCCCCUCUGCUGCCGCAUCCGCGUCUGAAGCUCCUGCCCGCGUCCCCACUGCCUCUGCUGCGCCUGGCCCCUCUGCUCCUGUCCCUUCUCCAGCACCAGCAGCAGCACCGGCACCAGCACCUCCGAAAUACAGGCACGAGUUUUAUCAGUCGGCGACAACAGUGGUGGUGACUGUGUUUGCCAAGGGAAUCUCAUCGGAACAACUGAAAGUGCAGAUCGGAGAGCAAGUGCUUAGUGUGGUGAUCGAAUCGACCAAUGACGAGCCGCCAUAUGUCCUGCAGCUGCGGCUGUUCGGAAAGGUGGACCCGGCAAAGAGCAAGCACGUGCUGAUGAGCACCAAGAUCGAGGUGCGACUGGCCAAGGCGGAGGCCAUUCACUGGACGGCUCUGGAGGCGACUAGAAGGCCAGCUGUGGUGCAGCCUGUGAACGUGUCCGAUGAAACCGCGGAGAAGCUGAAGCACAUGUAUCCUUCGUCGCGCAAGCAGCAUGUGAACUGGGACCAGCUGGAGGCGGAGGUGAAGGCAGAGGAGAAGGAUGAGAAGCUGGAGGGAGACGCUGCACUGAACAAGCUGUUUCAAGACAUCUACGCAGGGGCGGACGAGGAGACCCGUCGCGCCAUGAACAAGUCCUUCGUGGAAUCAAAAGGCACGGUGCUGUCAACAAACUGGAAGGAGGUUGGUGCUGGGAAGGUUGAGGCCAAGGACUGA